Messenger RNA from Sorex fumeus (smoky shrew), 416 nucleotides. RefSeq names its product C-type lectin domain family 2 member D11-like. Gene Ontology annotation, cellular component: external side of plasma membrane. The record is from RefSeq and is a predicted model, not a curated record. The coding region runs from base 48 to 416 and encodes 122 amino acids. Lineage: Eukaryota; Metazoa; Chordata; Mammalia; Eulipotyphla; Soricidae. The transcript has 3 exons.
AAGAAAGAACAGUUUCAGAAGUGCACGUUCAUUCCAUCUGCCCACCAAUGUGGAUUGGAUUUGGAAAUAAGUGCUUUUAUUUUUCUGAAGACAAACAAAACUGGACAUUCAGCCAGACUUUCUGUGACUCAUUGGAAGCUGAUCUUGUUCAGAUUGACACUGAAGAAGAACUGAAAUUUCUGAAAAGAUACAAAGGCCCUUACGACCACUGGAUAGGCCUUAGCAGAGAAUCGCCAAGUCACUCUUGGAAAUGGACAAAUAAUACUGGAGGCAACACUGUGUUUCAGGUCAAAGGAACUGGGGAAUGUGCCUACUUGAAUGACAAUGGCCUGAGCAGUGCCAGGAUUUACUCGGACAAAAAAUGGAUUUGCAGCAAACCCAAUGUAUCCAUCUGUCAAAUUGCUUCAAACUCAUGA